CUUUGCUCCUGCGGGUAUACCGUAUACCCGCGUAAUCCGCGGAGGCCUACCCGCGAUGACACGGAAUGUCUAUACCCACGAAGAACAAACUUCAGUUUGCGCAGGUAUCCGCGGGUAUACCCGCACUCAUAUUUAUUGGUAACCAAUAUGUGCCGCCCAUCAACUUUCAUACUUUCGGAACGCUUAUUUGGGAAAAGCCAAACGUCGCACGGAUAGGGGUGCGAAUAACGCGCCAUCGUUUCCCGCUCCAGCGCGGUGUUGACCAGUGUUGACAAGUUUCCUGUGCUUUGCAAAAGCAAUGUCCACAAGCCGUGAGAUGAUAAAGGAUGAAUCGAACAGUACCAAGUCUUCUGUUUUACAUGGAACUAUUGUGGGGGACAUGACAUCCAGCUAUCCAGAAAAGAUGGCUGAGGAUGCUUCACUCUGCAUCAAGGAAGAGCCACUAGACACAAGUUUCUCUUCCUUACCAGAGAGCACCGAGCAGCUUGCAACAGGCCCCACAGUGGCUGCAAGUGGUCCCAUCUGCGUCAAGACAGAGCCCUACAACACCACCUCAUCUGUUUUAUUGAGUAGCCACAGAAACGAGGACGGAGUUGCUGCAAAAGACCAUUCAGGGAUUGGGGUAGGUGUGUAUCUCAUUCAAGACAAACUCCAAGAGUCCAGGGGAGCUCUGAGUUCAAGCUUGAGAGCUUCAAAUGUGUCGUUAGCAGAUGGACUUGCACUUCCUCUCGACAGUGAUAACAAUGCCACUGUGAUGAGUGGUCUUGCUGAAGUAAGGUCUGAGGAUGAUGAAAUGCCAUUCUUUACUGAACGGGGACGGAUGAGAGAGGGGUACAGUGCUGACUUGCUUAGAGUGUCUAACCACGAAACAUUUAAACAUGGAAAAGAGAGGCCAUGGAAGCCUUACAAAUGUAAACUUGGUUCCACAUCAUUAUCUCAGGACCUCUAUGGACAGGCAGGACCACACAAACGGAGGAUGCCAUUCAAAUGCGACACAUGUACAGCUGCAUUUACUCGCCUUGCGCUACUUAAACGACAUUUGGUGGUGCACACAGGGGAGAAGCCUUACAAAUGUAAUCUCUGUCCUGCUGAAUUUACUCAAGCACCAAGUCUGAAACGUCACACACAAACGCACACUGGCAAGAGGAUGCACAAGUGUGAGCUCUGUCCUGCGGCAUUCAUUCAGCACACAAAUCUGAAACGACAUGUGCAAACACACACGGGAGAGAAGCCGUACAAAUGUGAAGGCUGUCCUGCAGUGUUUGCCCACCCUACCACUCUUAAAUACCAUGUACAAACACAUACCAAAGAGAAACCCUGCAAGUGCGAACUCUGCCCUGCCGCGUUUGGUCGACCUUGGUCACUUAAGAGGCACAUGCUGAGGCACACGGGAGAGAAGUUGUACAAGUGUGAACUGUGUGCUGCUGAAUUCAGAUACCCUUCAAAUCUCAAAUCUCAUCUACAUACACACACUGGGGAGAAGCCAUACAAAUGUAAAUUCUGUCCCGCAAAAUUUGCUCAGUGUGCAAGCCUGAAAAAUCAUAUGCCGACACACACUGGACAGAAGCCAUUCAAAUGUGAAUUCUGUCAUGCAGCGUUCACGAGAUCUUCAGGUCUGAAAUCUCACACACUAACACACACACUAAAAAGAAAUACAAAGGUGAACACUGUCCUGCACGAUACACUCAUUCUGGGUGUGUGAAAUCUGUGUACAUGUGGGCAGUGGACAGAGAGGUCGCACAAGAGUGAACUCGGCUUUGAGGCAUUUGCUGAGUCAGCAAAUUGUAGGUGUGGGUGGCGCUAGGAGACAGCAGCACGAUAUGCAGUACUCUUCACAAACCGCAGUGAAAACCGCGGUAAAGACGGGAGAGUAGCAACACAGCCAGAGGCAGAGAGCGAGGCAGGUGUUGUUACAGUUGAGGGAGUAGAUAGUUCAGUAAUUCACAAAAAUCUGCAGUGGAUGAUCUCAUCUAAGGAAUAAAGCAGUUUCUUAGAUAAGUA
Molecule: messenger RNA, 2001 nt
Organism: Ornithodoros turicata
Lineage: Eukaryota; Metazoa; Arthropoda; Arachnida; Ixodida; Argasidae
Product: zinc finger protein 239-like
Exons: 5
Coding region: 299-1702 (467 amino acids)
Biological process (GO): regulation of transcription by RNA polymerase II
Cellular component (GO): nucleus
Molecular function (GO): RNA polymerase II cis-regulatory region sequence-specific DNA binding; DNA-binding transcription factor activity, RNA polymerase II-specific
Source: RefSeq, a predicted model, not a curated record